AUGCCCGGGCGCCGGCGCCUUCCAGCGGGGUCGCGAUCCGACCUCCCGCCAUUGAAAAUCAUCCGCAAGAUCCUCUUGCUCCAGGUUGCCUAUUAUGUCUGCGCGACGGUGCUAAUCCUAUUCACAACGAUCGUCUACGGCACUCCCUUCUCAUUCAAUCUUAUCCUUGGAUGGGACUAUCUGAGAGGUGACACCACGGUUGGUUGGAUGCUGGGAUUGGUGUGGAUGUUGAAUUGUGUUAUCAGCGUGAUAUUCCUCCUCCUCUUCGUAUCCCGAUCAAAGCUGGUCCCCGAUUUCGCUCUUACAAUUCACUUCCUCCAUCUGGUCGCCACCAUCCUUUACACCCGCUCCGUGCCUACCAACCUCCUUUGGUGGGGCCUCCAGUUCGCCAGCGCAGGUAUAAUGACCUACCUGGGCAUGUGGGCAUGCCAACACCGCGAACUCAAGCCCAUCAGCUUCGGUGGACUCGCCGGACUCGGAGGCAGCAGUAGCCAGGCCUCCUCAUCCCAACAGCCCACCAGUGAGAGCAACCUAGAGUCCGGCUUUGGCCGAGGCCGAGGGCGGGAGCGAAGUCUCCAGGCUGGAACGGGCGAGUACGAAAUGGAUGAGAUGAAGCCCGGCGAGCGGACUGUAUGA
Molecule: messenger RNA, 636 nt
Organism: Penicillium subrubescens
Lineage: Eukaryota; Fungi; Ascomycota; Eurotiomycetes; Eurotiales; Aspergillaceae
Product: protein SYS1
Exons: 2
Coding region: 1-636 (211 amino acids)
Biological process (GO): Golgi to endosome transport; protein localization to Golgi apparatus; Golgi to plasma membrane protein transport
Cellular component (GO): trans-Golgi network; Golgi membrane
Source: RefSeq, a predicted model, not a curated record